Messenger RNA from Bufo bufo (common toad), 1361 nucleotides. It is a transcript of the gene EIF4E2, whose product is annotated as eukaryotic translation initiation factor 4E family member 2. The record is from RefSeq and is a predicted model, not a curated record. Lineage: Eukaryota; Metazoa; Chordata; Amphibia; Anura; Bufonidae. Bases 78 to 782 code for a protein of 234 amino acids. The transcript is spliced from 7 exons. Gene Ontology annotation, molecular function: translation initiation factor activity; RNA 7-methylguanosine cap binding. Gene Ontology annotation, cellular component: eukaryotic translation initiation factor 4F complex; cytoplasm. Gene Ontology annotation, biological process: translational initiation.
UUGCAGGAAGCGACGGCUAGUGUGCGGAGGAAUGUUAUGCUGGAAGCGGAAGUGGCCGGGAGAGGAGCACAGAGACGAUGAACAACAAAUUUGAUGCUCUGAAGGAUGAUGACAGUGGGGAUCAUGAUCAGAAUGAGGAGAACGGCACACAGAAAGACAGUGAGAAGGAAAAAAACGACAAGGACAAGAACCAGAGUUCAUGCAGGAAGAAGACCGUUGUGCCAGGCCCAGCAGAGCACCCGUUACAGUACAACUAUACAUUUUGGUAUUCCCGCAGAACUCCAGGAAGACCAACAAGCUCUCAGAGCUAUGAACAGAACAUCAAGCAGAUUGGUACCUUCGCCUCCGUGGAGCAAUUCUGGAGGUUCUACAGCCACAUGGUACGUCCAGGUGACCUGACCGGACAUAGUGACUUUCAUCUUUUCAAAGAAGGCAUCAAACCAAUGUGGGAGGAUGAUGCAAACAAGAAUGGAGGAAAGUGGAUAAUCCGCCUGCGCAAAGGGCUGGCUUCUCGCUGCUGGGAGAAUCUCAUUCUAGCAAUGUUGGGGGAGCAGUUCAUGGUUGGCGAAGAGAUCUGUGGGGCAGUUGUCUCAGUUCGUUUCCAGGAAGACAUCAUCUCUAUCUGGAAUAAAACAGCAAGUGACCAAGCAACUACAGCUCGGAUCCGGGAUACGUUACGGCGAGUUUUGAACCUGCCUCCAAAUACAGUUAUGGAAUAUAAAACACACACAGACAGUAUCAAGGACAAGACAAGUUUCCGAAACACAAAAAUUGCGUUAUGAGAGAGAGUUGUCAACCUCCAUUUUGCUUUGUCUGAGUUCACUUCCGGACAGUAUUCUGCUUGUGUUCUAGUGACACCCCUAACCCAUUCAUUGCCAGGGAGCCUAGCAAUCCUCCACCAGGGAUGUGGGUGAGAAUGGCCUUCCUGUCACUCUGCUGCACCAGCCCUCACUUUGUAUAUAACGUACAACCGCCACUUCAUUGGGGAGCAAGAAAAGCACGAAAAUGUUACGUUUCUUUAAUACUCUUAUUUCUGGUUUUAUUUUAUUUUUUAAAGGGAUAGCGGAUAAUUCUCAUGAAAUAUAUAUAUAUAUAAUUUUUUUUAUUUUUUUUUUUAAACUAUUGUUGACAUGUAACUUGUGGUGACUCCCAUGUGGAAGGAGUUAAAUGCUUUCAUCCCCACAUUUGCCUUGUAAUGUUUCUUCAGCACUUUGUUAGUUUCCUUUCAUGUUUUACGCAAAGGAUUUUGUCUGUGUAUGAUAAUAGUAAUCAUCACCUUAUCAGACCCAUCAGCUUUAUGAGCAUGGGUGUAGGAGGUCUAACCUUCAUUUCAGCUCUGCCAUUAAAAUAUUGGGUCUUUC